Aaosphaeria arxii CBS 175.79 is the source of this 822-nucleotide messenger RNA. RefSeq lists its product as uncharacterized. Bases 127 to 732 code for a protein of 201 amino acids. NCBI's taxonomy places the organism in Eukaryota, Fungi, Ascomycota, Dothideomycetes, Pleosporales. The transcript has a single exon. The record is from RefSeq and is a predicted model, not a curated record.
CUCCUCAUCUCUACUAUGAACGUCUAUGUCUGAUAUCAUCCACGGCCGCUCUACGGAAUCAUAGACGAAGGAACAUACCCCAGGUUCUUGAAACGCCCAUCCCGAUCCUUCAGUGGUGGCUAUGCUAUGCUAUGUCCUUUAGGCAGUUCACAUAUCGUACAUCAUCAUAAACGAGCAACGUCCGUCGAAUACAUAAACAGCUCCAAUUCUCCCAGCUCCUCACCGCCUAUCUCCCAAUCACAGAAAAAUCAAUACCACCCACCAAGUCCACCAAAAGAGAGAAAACAAUCCAAUAAAGCAAUGCCAACCAAAAACACCCUCAUCUACCUAACCUUCAUCAUGGCAUCCCUCCUCGCAACCCAAUCUACCGCCACACCGCACACUACUUCCCCACAAAACGCCAACGACAACAACCAGCACGAAGCCCGCCACGCCGCACCGGAACCACCACAGCACCAACAGAAACAAAAAGAAAAGAGAGAGCCAAAACCAAACCCAGCCGAAAAUCCCCCCAACCCCAACAUCGUGGUCGCAAACGGGAAAGCAUACGACCUCGAGGGCUCGGAGAUCAGCCCCGAGUUCGCGGUGGUGCUGCCGGAGGAUCUGAGGGCGGAUUUGUUCCAGGACAUGGGGUUGAGGGGGGUGGAUGUUGAUGUUGAUGUCGGUCAGGGAGGCUCGGGGGGUUCGGGGGAGAGGUCAAGAUGUGGUGGUGGGAGACGUGGGGUGAAUUAGGUGUUCUAUGAUAUUUCUAUGGUAUGGUAUGGUAUGCUAGUACGUGGUGUGGUUGAUUACGCAUAGUCGUACAGUGUUGUCGGCCCCUGA